AUGGCGACGAGCGACCUCGUUCAGAAGCUCGAGAAACUCUCCAUAAAGCCCUCUACGACCAUCAGCCAUGCCGAGACAAGCUCUCCUGGGGCGUGGAAGGACGCCUUGACCGCGUCGGGGUCAGCGCCGGCCUCGUUUGAACUCGUCAAAACCCUGGUCUACAAGCCGAAAACCGCGAAAACGGCCACCCCCGUCCCAGUCGUUGUCAUUGCGCGCGAGGAGACGGAGACGAACUCGGGCGCGAUUGGCAAGAAGCUCAAUCUGAAGGAGCUUCGUCUCGCGUCGGAAGAUCUCCUCACAGAAUUCUUCUCACUCGACAAAAACUCUGUAUCGCCUCUCUCACUUAGCGAAUCCAACUUUUCACGCGUACUGACUGUCCUGGACCCAUCGAUCGCCUCAUCAUCUUCUACCUUCGCCAUUCACGCCAACUCGUCCAGCGAGACUGUCUUCCUCUCCGGAAAGGACAUCCAAUUGUUUCUCAAGAGGCUCGAGACCGCCGAUGUCAAGGUCCAAGAGCUCGACUUCCAAGCCCUCGCAACCGCUCCUGUUGCUGCUGCCUCAGCAUCGAAAUCUGCGGCGAAGGAGAAGGAGGAUGCAAAGAUCGAGGGUGCUGUUCAGAUCGCCAUUGGUGUCAAGAAGGAGCUAGAUUUCCCGACGUGGUACACCAACGUAUUGAUCAAAGCAGACAUGCUCGACUACUACAGCGUUAGUGGCUGCUACAUCCUCAAGCCAUGGUCGUAUAGCAUCUGGGAGGAGAUUCAAAGCUGGUUCAACACUGAGAUCAAGGAACUCGGCGUCCAGAACUCGUACUUCCCCAUGUUCGUCUCGCAGUCGGUGCUGGAACGAGAGAAGAACCACAUCGAGGGAUUCUCUCCGGAGGUCGCCAGUGGGUCCUCCGAUCUCGAAGAGCCCAUUGCCAUCCGCCCGACAUCAGAAACGGCCAUGUAUCCUUAUUAUGCCAAAUGGAUUCGCAGCCACCGCGACCUCCCGUUGAAGCUCAACCAAUGGAACAGCGUAGUGCGAUGGGAGUUCAAGAACCCGCAACCAUUCCUGCGUACCCGUGAAUUCCUGUGGCAAGAGGGCCAUACUGCGCACCUUACCAAGGCUGAAGCGGACGUCGAAGUCCGGCAGAUCCUUGACUUGUACCGCCAGGUGUACGAGGACCUCCUCGCGGUGCCGGUCAUCCCUGGUAUCAAGUCGGAGAAGGAGAAGUUCGCUGGAGGGUUAUACACGACCACGCUCGAGGGCUACAUACCAACAUCCGGGCGCGGUAUCCAGGCCGCAACGUCGCACUGCUUGGGCCAGAACUUCUCCCGUCCGGAGAUGUUCAACAUCUUCGUCGAGGACCCAAACGAUGGGUCGAAGUCGUACGUCUGGCAGAAUUCAUGGGGUCUGUCGACGCGUGCGAUUGGUGUGAUGGUCAUGGUGCACGGCGACAACCAGGGGUUGGUGCUUCCUCCGCGCGUAGCGAGCAUUCAAGCCGUCAUCGUUCCUUGCGGUAUCACCGCGAAGACGACAGAUGAGCAGAGGACUCAGAUCAACAACGCCUGCGAGGACCUCGCGAAGACGCUGAAGAAGUCAGGCAUUAGGGCCAAGGCUGAUUUGCGCGAAGGUUACACCCCAGGAUACAAGUUCAAUGACUGGGAACAGAAGGGUGUCUCCCUUCGUCUCGAAAUUGGACCUAACGACCUCGCCAAGCAACAAACGCUCUCAGUUCGUCGUGAUAACGGCGUCAAGAACCCCAUCCCGCUCGCCAACAUCGGUCAAACCGUCGAUGCGCUCCUCAAGACCAUCCAGAGCGACCUUUUCACACGGGCCAAGGAUCAGUACGACGCGCGUGUCGUGGAAGUGACCAAGUGGGAGGACUUCGUCCCGGCUCUGGACAACAAGUGCAUUGUGGCUAUUCCCUGGUGUGAUUCCGAGACGUGCGAAGACGACAUCAAGGAACGCAGUGGAAGAGCUGCUGAACCUCAGGAUGAGCGUGCGCCGUCUGCUGGUGCCAAAUCGCUCUGCAUUCCGUUCGACCACUCACGUUGGACUCCAAUCGAGCUGGGCAAGACCAAGUGCCCGGCGUGCAAUAAGGACGCGAAGCACUGGACCUUGUUUGGGCGCUCGUACUAA
This is a messenger RNA of Cyclocybe aegerita, 2121 nucleotides long. Lineage: Eukaryota; Fungi; Basidiomycota; Agaricomycetes; Agaricales; Hemipholiotaceae. The record is from the annotation of a GenBank genome assembly.